CCUUGGUUCGUUGAUUACCGCGUACAAGUCUAUGGCUCGGUUGUAACUCAAAACCACUUGUCUCUCAUUGUUAGUCAUGGAUGUGGAAGGAAAAAUUGCUCUUGUGACCGGCGCCGCCAGUGGAAUAGGUUUCGCCUACGCCACGGAACUUUUGAGAAAUGGAGCUAAACACGUUGCUAUUCUCGACUUGGCAAGUUCGAACGGCGAGGAAUCGGCGAAAAAAUUGAACGCAGAAUUCGGAAAUGGAAAAGCAAUCUUCAUCGUCUGCGACGUGACGAAGGCCCAAGAAUUUGAAGCCGCGUUCUCCAAGACUGAAAAAGAGUUCGGUGGUCUCGACAUCGUCAUCAAUAACGCUGGAAUAAUGGACGACGCUAGGUGGGAGCUUGAAAUUGCUAUAAACUACACUUCCGUCGUGCGCGGAACUAUUUUGGGCUACCAGUACAUGGGUAAGGACAAAGGGCACAAAGGGGGCGUCAUCGUCAACAUAUCAUCGGUCGCAGGCCUAAUCACGGGUCCAAGUUUUCCUGUUUACAUCGGUACGAAGCAUGCAGUCAUCGGUCUGACUCGAUCAUUCGGGCUGCCUUAUCACUUCGAAAAGACGGGUGUUCGUAUAAUCUCGAUAUGCCCAUCCUUCACCAACACAAAACAGAUAACAGAAUGCGUUGGACGGACUCUAGACAUCGUGGAGCAAGAAGAAGUCGACGAAUUGGUUUCCACUUUCACUCUGCAAAAACCGGAGAGCGUCGCUGUAGGUGUUCUGCACAUCAUACGCGUUGGAAAUAAUGGCAGCAUCUGGGUUGUCGAGAAGGGGGAACCGGGGUACGAAGUCCAGUUAGCCGAUGAGCCAGUGAAAAAGGUUUCUGCCUGAGGUCAGCGACAAAUCGUGUGAUCAGGUAGAUUACGACAAAAAAUCGUGAAUCUUUUUUUUUGAAAACAAAGCAACACUGUCGUACUCUAUGAGUCGUCAUCAGGAUUGAUCAAGUGAAGUUCUAUGUAGGUACUUUGCUCUGUAGCCAUUUAAGACCAUGUAGCAAUCUCU
Molecule: messenger RNA, 1039 nt
Organism: Diprion similis
Lineage: Eukaryota; Metazoa; Arthropoda; Insecta; Hymenoptera; Diprionidae
Product: 15-hydroxyprostaglandin dehydrogenase [NAD(+)]-like
Exons: 6
Coding region: 77-868 (263 amino acids)
Cellular component (GO): cytoplasm
Molecular function (GO): oxidoreductase activity, acting on the CH-OH group of donors, NAD or NADP as acceptor
Source: RefSeq, a predicted model, not a curated record